GGCUAUCAAAAUGAAGCGUAUCAGCAGCACCUUCUGAAGUAGGCUACCGUCCGAGACCUCGACGGAGAGCGUAGUUGACUCGCGCCUCGCGCCAACCAUCCACUGAAACCAUCGAUAGCAAUGGUUAAAGGUUCGACGGAAUAUCACUCACAUUAUACUGCUGAAAGACCUAUUCCUCCUUCGCCAACAGCUGUGCCACACCAAUACAAUACUCCCAGCAUACGUCACCAUCCCAGCGCACAGAUCCUACAUCGCCCUCAUUACCGUUCGCACCCUUUCGCACCCUCCAAACUCCCUAAAAAUGCAACAACGAUACAUUGCCGGCCCAUAAAAAUCCGUCCCUUUGGAUCCCAAUUUGCGACGUCCACAUACACGCCGUGGUCGAAGUCGUGGUGUAGCGCCUGCCACUUUUGUCGCCGACAAGGAGACUACGCGGGUUCAAGAGAGCCGGGGAAGUUGGAGAUGGAUUUGGCGGAGGCUUUGAACUAGCGGAUCAAAAACUGGAGGGUGCUGGAAAAGACGUCGGCGGAGCUAAGAUGUUGGGCGGGGUCGUCUUGAAUACGACUGCUGUGAGCCUGA
Molecule: messenger RNA, 579 nt
Organism: Stereum hirsutum FP-91666 SS1
Lineage: Eukaryota; Fungi; Basidiomycota; Agaricomycetes; Russulales; Stereaceae
Exons: 1
Coding region: 121-489 (122 amino acids)
Source: RefSeq, a predicted model, not a curated record